AGAUUUUGAAAGGCACGGAUUAUUUGAAGUUACAUUCAAGUGAAAUUAAUAUCAAAAAAGCUCAGCUUACACUAAGUGAUGGAUCAGUGUUACAAGAUCUCGGCAUAGAAUAUGAUAAAAAAUGGACAACUGUAACGCUGAAAUUGCCGAAGCAUAUUUCCCCUCAAAAAGCAAAAGUUUCUUUGGACUUUGUGGGUGAAUUGAAUGAAAAAAUGCGAGGUUUCUAUCGAUCAUCCUACAAAGAUGCCGAUGGAAGGGAAUGUUAUUUAGUUGCCACACAAUUUGAAAGCACUUAUGCUAGGCUUGCAUUUCCUUGCUGGGACGAACCUAUCUAUAAAGCAAAGUUCGAUGUUACACUUAUAGUGGAUGAAGGACUUACAGCACUUUCGAAUAUGAAUGUUAUAAGCGAAACAAAGGUAGACAAUAAAAAGGUGGUGAAAUUCGCAACUACUCCAUUAAUGUCAACAUAUCUUGUUGCGUUUGCUGUCGGUCAGCUG
Molecule: messenger RNA, 497 nt
Organism: Loa loa (African eye worm)
Lineage: Eukaryota; Metazoa; Nematoda; Chromadorea; Rhabditida; Onchocercidae
Exons: 4
Biological process (GO): peptide catabolic process; proteolysis
Cellular component (GO): cytoplasm
Molecular function (GO): metalloaminopeptidase activity; peptide binding; zinc ion binding
Source: RefSeq, a predicted model, not a curated record